Molecule: messenger RNA, 2241 nt
Organism: Acanthaster planci (crown-of-thorns starfish)
Lineage: Eukaryota; Metazoa; Echinodermata; Asteroidea; Valvatida; Acanthasteridae
Product: nephronectin-like
Molecular function (GO): calcium ion binding
Source: RefSeq, a predicted model, not a curated record
CGGAGGUCGACUCGGAAGAGCACGUCUGUGGCAACAACAGCUAGAGCACACAUACGACAAAACGUUUGGAGACUCUACACUGUCGGUAUCGCUGUCUGCCUCCAUUACCAUACGGAUUAAACUGAAAAUGAAAGUCUUGACACUCGCCGUGGCCUUCUUGUGCUUCUUGGUUGUGAUGGAUAUGGUCGAGUGUCGUCGCGCGAGAAAACGGAGACGAAAACCUCAGCCAACUGUGCCAACAACGCCAUUAAUAACAACGCAGAAAAGCACGACAUCACCAGGUGUUUCAACUACAGAGGCGAUGGUUGCUGCUGGUGCCUGCCAUCGCAUAUGUGAGGGAGGCUCAUUUCUCCAGGAGGAUGGCUGCGUUUGUCGUUGCUUAAGGUCUGGCUACCAAUACAACGAUCAGAUUGGAAGAUGUGAAGACAUCGACGAGUGUACCGAUGAGUUCAACUGCCAAGGCGGUGAAUGCACCAACACCGACGGCUCGUAUCAUUGUGGCUGCCCUCGAGGAUACAUCCUCCACGCCAAUGGAAAACUAUGCAAACCGGAACCCCGUGUUAUCCCUUGCCGAGGGUUGACCUGCUUAAGUGGUGCAUCGCUGGACGAAGAUACCUGUCGCUGCAAGUGUGACAGGGGACUGGAGUAUGACUAUUUCUCGGAGGAAUGUAUCGAUAUUGACGAAUGCGCCCUAGGCUUAGACGAGUGUGGUCAACUUUGCUCCAAUAGAAUAGGUGGUUACCGUUGCUUUUGUCUUCAGGACUUCAGGCUCAAUUAUGACGGAGUAUCAUGUGACCCUGUCGAUCCAGAUUGCAAGGACAAUGCACCAUUCUGUUCGGACGUGGCUAGUACUAUGGAAUGCCUGUAUAAUGCUGGCAUUCGCAGAAUGUGUCCAAAGAGCUGCCGUGUUUGUGUGGGCUAAGUUUUAUGUUCAUGGGAAUAAAAAUACCAGGGGACCCAUGAACUUAAUUUAUUUUCACCGAAAGGAAGGGGGCAAUAAAGGGUCUAACUGUUUAACUAUUGCGACUGUUGGACUUUUUUCUGAUAAUGCAUCAUGCGUGAGCAAGAUAUUAUAAAUACCGUUAACAAAGGGGGCAUCAUUUUGCCUUCAGAGUCACUCUAUCUAUAGCUUUAUUUCUUAUUUCGUUUGAAAAAUUAGAGAUGCUUCGUAGCUUUAGAUAUUGCAACAGACGUGAUUUUGGCCUCUAUUCACUGAGUAUUCAGUUUAUCAUAGAACCCGUAUCUCAGAAAGUGUAGUUGAUUGACAGCUGCAUUCAUAGCACAAUUUGAAGUGUUUAGCAGUAUAAAGAUCUUGAAAUAUGAAUAAUAAUUAUUCCAUGGUCCAAAAGGUGCCUUUUUCUUGGAACCGGUGUUAUCAGUAUGAUAGUGGCUCGAAUAUUUCCCCAUACUGAAUAUAAAUAAAAAUGAAGGUACGCAUUCAAGGAUUCAAUUAAAGCAGCUUCAAAUCACAUUUUUACAACUAGUAGGCCAGCAUUACUUAUUUGAUAAUGCUUGGCAACUAGUUAUACAAGUCAGCGCCAUUUUUGCCUCACCAGCCUUUCAUAUUAGAGAACGUUUCUUUCUUUCAGAUAGUGUUUUAUAGUGCACCCUGUAUUCCAAAGUUAAGACGCAAUAUACGAUGUGGCUCAAUGAGGACACCGUACUGCUGAGCUCACGUAAAUUCAGAUAGGGUAUAAUCACAGCGAGAUCAUAUUCAAGGCCUUAAAAUAAUCUGGAAAACCGUUUCUCUGGACGGCCUCAUAGUGCAAAGCCUAAUUAGAGGUUGGACAGAGUAGUCUUUCAUAGGCGUAGAGCAAAUAAAGGAUGAUCGGCAUUGAGCCAUAUACGUCGGAAAAACAACCAGUGCUCCCGUCUGUCUAUUUAAAUGAAAGUAGUAAUGUUUGCAGUUGAAUUAUAAUGAAACUCUGAUAUUUCUAAUUUAUUUAUCAAUCUGAUCUGUCAUGUGAUUAGUUUAUAUAGAAUAAUUUAUUAUAACUUAUUAUACUUAUCUGGAAAGCGUCAUAUAAAUAAUAGAUUUAUUUGUGUGAUUACUAUCAUUGUUUCAACGGUAAUUCAAUGUUGCGUAAUGCUUUUUGUUAUUUUAAUAUUUCAUCAGUCAUUAAAAUUGAACACAAAGUAGAAAUAGACAUUUUUUGUCAUUUCUACUCGAAGAACAGCAGCCAGUAAAUAUUCAAGUAUGCCCACAUUAAUAAGUCCUGAACUGCAUCAUGAAAAAUUUAA